UUACAUUAGCAUCCCUCUUUUUUGGAAAACCUUUAAUUUUCCCAUUCUUAAUCUUUGACGGACGGUUUCUCACUCGUUUUAAGUCAAAAUUUAAUUUUUUGCACAGUUAGAUCAGAUUAAUUGUGCUCUUUAAAAUGAUAUCCACUUUGAUAUAUUUUUCGAACAAAAAAAUUGAGCCAUUUUUUAUCAGUCUAUACCAUAUGGUAUUGACUGGUAUUGAAAUAAGAACAUACCUAUGGUUUGAAAAGCGUACCAUGGUGGUAUGAACAAACCAAGACUGUACGAUGGUUGAAUACAUGAUAGUAGAAGUAUAUUAACUGUCAUUUACGACUUUUAUCAUUGUGUACCACAAUAUACCACCCCGUACCAGGGUGGUAUUGUAUGGUAUUGUGUGGUAUUUUUUGGUCAUGCAAUUUGUUCGCCCAGAAAUUUGUAGAUCCAAUAGAUCAUGAUGAACUCGUCCCUUCUGUGCAAACGUUUUCAAAAACGAAUUAAAAACGAAGAAAAUACCAUAUGGUAUGCAGUUGAUACCGAGAGGCCAUAAUUUUUUUUCCUAAAAAAGUAUUGAAAAUUGAUCUCAUUUUGUAGAGCACGAUGAACUCGUUCCAUCUGUGCAAAAAAAAUUAAAAUCCGAGUUAAAACGAAAAAGAUAUGAGCCGAUUAAAAAAGUUAGAAAAAAUAAAAAUGAUAUUCAAUUCAACAUCUUUAGAUUUGGAUUUUCUAAAUAAAGCGUCCAAAUUUGUUUAUUGAUGGGUGCAUAACCCAAUCUUGAGCGUAUAAUUUAGGAAUUAAAUCUCAGUGCCACCCAACACAUGUGGACCAGUUAAUACAAAAUUAAUAACAGUGCAGCAGCCGAUACAGCGAACCGAAAAACACACAUAAAAAUAACAUAAGAAAGGAGAGGGAAAUGACAAAUUCAGCCGUUUCCGGUUUCAACCUUUUGAAGCUUUGACAAUUGACACACGGGUAGGAAGAUCAGGUCUCUCCUCUCUGUUCAAUUUUCCAUCCAACAAUGGGACCUCUGUUCUCUUCCCACUUCUUCACAACCCAUUUAUCUCUACUCGUUUGAAACUCGUGGGUUCACCGGAGAAACCCAAAAAGCUCCGACCUUUAACCACCUGAAAGCAAAUAAGCCAUGGCGCCACUCUCCUUCUUCUUCUUCUUCUUCUUUUCCUUCUCCUUACUGGCCCAUCUCUCCGACGGAGCCGACAGAAUCACCGCCAACCAGUCUCUCUCCGGCGACCAAACCCUCAACUCCGCCGGAGACGUCUUCGUGCUCGGAUUUUUCCGCCCGACGGUCAACUCCACCAACUACUACAUCGGAAUCUGGUACAACUACAAGCUGGUCUCCCAACAAACCAUAGUCUGGGUAGCAAACAGAGCAACCCCUGUUUCCGACAGGUUCUCGUCGGAGCUCCGAAUCUCCGGAGGGAACUUGAUCCUCUUCAACGAAUCCAAGGUUCCCAUUUGGUCAACGGGGCUGAACUCCUCCGCCGCUCCCGUCGACGCCGUACUCCUCGACCAGGGAAACCUCGUUUUACUCCCGGCCGGGUCUGGUUCGAGUUCAAGUUUAACCAAGCCGCGGUGGCAGAGCUUCGACAAUCCGGCGGACACGUGGCUUCCGGGAGGCAAAAUUGGGCUCAACAAGGUCACGAGGCAGACCACGCUUCUGACUUCCUGGAGGAACAACGAGGAUCCAUCGCCCGGCCCGUUUUCCUUAGAACUCGACCCGAAUGGAACCAGUCAGUACUUCAUCCUCUGGAAUUUGACCAAGAAUUACUGGACCAGCGGGGCGUGGGACGGCCGGAUUUUCAGCUUGGUACCGGAGAUGAGGCUCAAUUUCAUCUACAAUUUCUCGUAUAUUGAUAACGUGAACGAGAGCUACUUCACUUACUCGAUGUACAAUCAAUCCCUAAUUUCCCGAUUCGUGAUGGACGUCGGCGGCCAGAUUCAGCAGCUCUCGUGGCUUGACUCGACAAAGCAAUGGAAUCUGUUCUGGUCGCAGCCCAGAACUCAGUGCGAAGUCUACGGCUACUGCGGCGCGUUCGGGAGCUGUACGGCGCAGGGUCAGCCGUUCUGCCGUUGUUUGAACGGCUUCGUCCCCAAAUCGGAGGCGGAUUAUAAAUCCGGGGUUUUUUACGGAGGGUGCGCCAGGAGGGCGAGCCUGCAGUGCGAGAACGGCAGCAAUUCAACCGAUUCGAACCGGAAUCGAGAUGGGUUCUGGCCGAAUUACAACGUGGGGCAGCCGGAUAACCCGCAGACGGUGGUGGGAUCGGCGGCGAGUUCGCAAGAUUGUGAAGCGGCUUGUUUGGGCAACUGUUCUUGCUCUGCUUAUUCCUAUGACGGUAAUCAGUGCUCUGUUUGGUACGGGGAUCUCUUAAAUCUGCAAUCGGACGCUACCGCGAGUGGGAAAACCAUCUUCGUCAGGCUUGCAAGAUCCGAGUUUUCGAGCUCCAAGAAUAAAAACGGAAUCGUGAUUGGUGCCGUUGUAUGCUCGAUUGUGUUUCUGGGAUUUGUUGGUUUGGUUGUGUUCAUAGUGCUUAGGAGGAGGAGAAGGAGAAUGGUGAAGCCAGGGAAAGCGAUGGAAGGCUCGCUAAUGGCUUUUACCUACAGAGAUUUACAGAGCGCGACCAAGAAUUUCUCGGAGAAGCUCGGAGGAGGAGGGUUUGGUUCAGUUUUCAAAGGCGUGUUACCCGAUUCGACCGCCAUAGCCGUGAAGAAGCUGGAAUCAAUUAACCAAGGUGAGAAGCAAUUCAGAACUGAAGUCAGCACCAUUGGGACAAUCCAGCACGUUAACCUCGUCCGCCUUCGCGGGUUCUGUUCAGAAGGCGCUGAUAAAAAGCUCUUGGUCUACGAUUUCAUGCCGAAUUCUUCUCUCGAUCACCACCUCUUCUUCUCAGAAGGCUCUAAAGCUCUUGACUGGGAAACAAGGUACAACAUAGCUCUGGGAACAGCAAGAGGGCUGUUUUAUCUUCACGAGAAAUGCAGGGAUUGUAUAAUCCAUUGUGACAUCAAGCCAGAAAACAUCCUUCUGGAUUCCGCAUUCUGCCCCAAAGUUGCAGACUUUGGGCUGGCCAAGCUGGUGGGUCGGGAUUUCAGCAGGGUCCUGACGACCAUGAGAGGCACUAGAGGGUAUCUGGCGCCGGAGUGGAUCUCGGGAGUGGCUGUAACUGCUAAAGCUGAUGUUUACAGUUACGGAAUGAUGCUGUUCGAGUUUAUUUCUGGGAGGAGAAACACUGAGCAACUGGGAGAUGGGAAGUUGAGAUUCUUCCCCAGCUGGGCUGCGAGGGUUAUUGACUCUGGUGGCGAUGUUCUGACAUUGGUGGAUCCCAGGUUGGAGGAGAAUGCUGAAUUGGGAGAGGUUUCGAGAGUGUGCAAUCUUGCCUUCUGGUGUAUUCAAGAUGAAGAACAUCAGAGGCCUUCUAUGGGUCAGGUGGUUCAGGUUCUGGAGGGGAUGUUGACCGUUGACCUGCCGCCUUUCCCUAGAUCUCUCAGGGUGUUUGAGGAUAACCCAGAGAAUGUUGUUUUCUUCAGGGAUGAAUUGUCAACCACCACACAGAGCUCGCAGACACAGAGCAAUGCUUCUGCUGCUUCAUCUCGUACGAAGAGUAGCAAUUCAUCGACAGGUACCUAGAGCCGGUUAGACUAGUGAAUUGUGGAGGAGUAUUCUGCCACACAGUUCAUGGAGAGAUGUAUUGUAUUUGUAUCCAAAUUCAACUGUUGGUCAAGCAAAACAAGAGGAAUGGAUUCUUGACUAUAGAUUCCAGAUGGUAGGGUCGGGUGGAUUGUACAAGAAAGGAAGAAUAUGCAU
Linum trigynum is the source of this 3811-nucleotide messenger RNA. Lineage: Eukaryota; Viridiplantae; Streptophyta; Magnoliopsida; Malpighiales; Linaceae. The record is from the annotation of a GenBank genome assembly.